AUGGCCAUCCCGGCCGUAAGACGAAGCCGUUGGGGCCCCGAGAAUCCGGCCACGCGGCUGGCCGGGCUGCCGACCGCCAUCACGGCGCCCAUGACAAGCGAGCAGCUCGACGCCUACGUGCUGCACGUGCGCAUCGAGGAUAUCACGCGCCGCCUGGAGACGGAUGAUGCCGUCUCAACGACAGUAACAACGAGUGCUGACCGAGAUCGCAGGUCCCUGAGCCCGCCGCCGCAGUACGACGGCGCGGGCCGGCGCAUCAACACGCGGCACCGCCGCCACCGCGACCGCCUGGAGCAGAAGCGCCACGAGCUGGUGCGGCCCGCCGCGGCCACGAUCCCACGGUACCGCGCGCCCGCCGGUUACCACGCCCAGGCCCGGGGUCGGCCGCCGCGGGCGCUGUUCGAGGACAAGGUCUACAUCCCGUCACGGGACUUCCCUGAGACUAACUUCAUCGGCCAGCUGCUCGGCCCGCGGGGCCGGAGCCUUGCUGACAUGAACGCAGAAUCCGGGGCCGCCAUCGCCAUCCGCGGCUGGGGUUCGACUAAGGAGGGGAGGACGGGCGCUAGGGGUGGCCGCCAGUACACGGACUCGAGCGAGCCGCUGCACUGCCUGAUCACGGCGGACGCGCCUGUCAAGGUGGCCCGGGCCAAAAAGCUGGUGCAGGACGUCAUCGAGGGGGCCGUCGGUACGCCGGAGCAUGAGAACGAGCGGAAGCGGCGCCAGUUGCGGGACCUGGCCGUCGUGAAUGGCACGUUCCGCGACGACGAGGGCCGAGGUUUGCGGCGCGGUGAGCCGGCUGGUGUGUCCUGCCGUGUCUGUGGAGGGGGCCAUCUCUCUCGGGACUGUCGAGGGAGCGGUACCACGAUUGCCCCAUGGCGGAGGUCCAAAACGAGAACAGCAACGGCCGAUCCUGUGGAUGUAGCAUGCUCUCAAUUUCUGUCAGAGUUGUGA
Messenger RNA from Neoarthrinium moseri, 951 nucleotides. RefSeq lists its product as uncharacterized. Gene Ontology annotation, cellular component: nucleus. The record is from RefSeq and is a predicted model, not a curated record. Bases 1 to 951 code for a protein of 316 amino acids. Gene Ontology annotation, molecular function: mRNA binding. Gene Ontology annotation, biological process: regulation of mRNA splicing, via spliceosome. The transcript has a single exon. NCBI's taxonomy places the organism in Eukaryota, Fungi, Ascomycota, Sordariomycetes, Amphisphaeriales, Apiosporaceae.